CGGGCCCCUAUCAGUCCCGUCCCUGUAACUUUCCCACGCCGAACUCUAGGGAGAUGCUCCAGGUGCCCGGAGCCGGGAGCGCGCUUGGCUCUGUCUGCCCCGCCCGGCCCCCUCAGGAGCCCGCCGCCAAGUGACGUCCGGCUCCCCCAGCCCAGGCACGGCGGGCGGCACGGGAGACCUGAGAGUCUGGGGCAGGGCUGAAGGACCCGGUAACUUCCCGCGGCUGGAGCAGGCUUGCAGCACCGGACCCGGCAAUGCCGUUUGGCUGCGUCACCCUGGGAGACAAGAAAGAUUACAACCAGCCAUCUGAGGUGACUGACCGAUAUGACCUGGGACAGGUCAUCAAAACGGAGGAAUUCUGUGAAAUAUUCAGGGCCAAAGAGAAGACGACGGGAAAGCUCUACACGUGCAAGAAGUUCCUGAAGAGAGAUGGACGGAAGGUGCGGAAGGCAGCCAAGAAUGAGAUCAUCAUCCUGAAAAUGGUGAAGCACCCCAAUAUCCUGCAGCUGGUGGACGUGUACGUCACCCGCAAAGAGUACUUCAUCUUCCUUGAACUGGCCACAGGCCGGGAGGUGUUUGACUGGAUCCUGGAUCAGGGUUAUUACUCUGAGCGGGACACCAGCAAUGUCAUCCGACAAGUGCUGGAGGCCGUCGCUUACCUGCAUUCGCUCAAGAUUGUGCACAGGAACCUCAAGCUGGAGAACCUGGUGUAUUACAACCGCCUGAAGAACUCCAAGAUUGUGAUCAGUGACUUCCACCUGGCAAAGCUAGAGAACGGCCUCAUCAAGGAGCCCUGUGGCACCCCAGAGUAUCUAGCUCCGGAGGUGGUGGGACGCCAGCGGUAUGGACGGCCUGUGGACUGUUGGGCUAUCGGUGUCAUCAUGUACAUCUUGCUGUCGGGGAACCCACCCUUUUAUGAGGAGGUGGAAGAGGACGACUAUGAGAACCACGACAAGAAUCUAUUCCGCAAGAUUCUGGCCGGCGACUAUGAAUUCGACCCGCCUUACUGGGAUGACAUCUCCCAGGCGGCUAAGGAGCUGGUGACCCGUCUGAUGGAGGUUGACCAGGACCAGAGGAUCACAGCUGAAGAAGCCAUCUCCCACGAGUGGAUUUCUGGCAACGCUGCCUCAGAUAAGAACAUCAAAGAUGGUGUCUGCGCUCAGAUCGAGAAGAACUUUGCCAGAGCGAAGUGGAAGAAAGCUGUGCGAGUGACCACACUCAUGAAGCGACUCCGUGCACCUGAGCAGGCUGAGCUGGCAAAGCCAACCCUGCCAGCUGCCGCCACGCCGGACAGUGCCGCCUCGCCGGCCCCCACCGCCACCCCGCAGCCUACGGCCGCUGCCGCACCUGACAACACCGCCCCGACGGUGGGAGCCCCGUCUACGUGUAAUGGAGAAGAAGCCACUGCCCCCAGUGCUACCCCCGAGGCCUGGACCGAGGAGACCGGCUGAGCAGGAGGGACGGGGUGGGGAAGCACUGGAUCUCUCAUUGUACAUAGUUGCUGGCAUGGUAUCCAAAUCUCCCCUGGCUCUCUGUCUGUCCCUGCUGUGUGCCUAUCUGUCUGACUCUGUCUACCCCCAGCUGGGCCGCUGCAGAGAGCUUCUAUUUAAUAUGUUCCUGAACCUGGAGCGACCCGAUAGGCCCAGGUGGACAGACAGAGGCAGAAGCAGAGCCCCUUGCAUGGAGUUUUCUCUCUCUCCUUUGCUUUUCUUUUCUCUGUCUCCUUUGGUGGCUUUGUUGGUUUCCUUUCCUCACUGGAGGCGGCUCUCUCAGUCUGCCCACUUACUCACCCACCUGAUCCCCCAUCGCUGGGCCAAGUGAGGGGAAACUGGCACAUCAGGAUCAAACACAACCACCCUCCGGAGUUCCAGAUCCAAUUGUUUCCAUACCCAGCACUUGUGUGUGUGUGUGUGUGUGUUUACAGACAGCUGCAUGUAUGUGCUGUGUGUCUAUUGCAGUGUAUGUGUCUCCAGACAUGGGGCAUUUGUGUGGGUGUCCAUAAGAAUUAGUGCGUGUCUGGGUGUCUGAUUAUGCAUCGGUGUGUGUGUGUGUGUAUGGGUCUCUGGGUGGGUGGGUAUGUCCAUAUGUGUAUCCAUGGGUGAACAAGUGUGCGUGUAUUGGGUGCAUUCACCUGGGAGUGGGGAGAGAAGCAAUCCCGAGCCAUUUAGAGAAGGAUUUGAGCACCAGUCUGGAGAGCAGCAGCUGAGCUGAGCCGGCUGGGGGGAUGGGGUGACAGGGAGGUGAGGAGGGCUAGAGAUUCAAGUGGCCUAGGGCAGGGAAGCUGCACUUAGAUCCCAGAUAAAGCUUCCCAUGCAAUUGCUGGCACCGGUGGGACUCCCUCUCCCAUGCCCACAGGUUCCUGUUGAAUCAUAGAAGAUUAGAGUUGGAAGAGACUUCAGGAGGUCAUCUAGUCCAACCCCCUGCUCAAAGCAGGACCAACCCCAGCUAAAUCAUCACAGCCAGGGCUUUGUCAAGCCGGGCCUUAAAAACCUCUAAGGAUGGAGAUUCCACCACCUCCCUAGUAACCCAUUCCAGUGCUUCACCACCCUCAUUGGCUUGCUUGGAGCUUUGGGAGAUGUGCAGAGAGCCAGUAGCCUGGGUGUCCCUCCUCCCUGCUGUAACGGUGGCAUCUGGCCCUGUGGACUGCAGACCUGCCUUCCUCCCUGUGGGUAAGGGAGAUGCCUGAGCACCAGUGCUGCCUCACCCUGGCCAGUAGGCACUGGGGAUGUCCUGUAUCUCCCUAGUCUGCAUCCACAGCAGGCUCCAGGAGGGGCUGGAUCCACGUGGGGGUGAGACACACCAGCCCUGCACUCUGCUCUGCUGCUUUAGAGCCUGAACCCAAGGCAGAUACAGACCAGACUCCACUCACAGUAGCAUCCUCCCAGCGUGACAGUUUUGGUCUCACUGCUGCUCCUGCAGGCUCACUGGUGUCACUGACAGCAAUGGCCCUGCUGCCAGGAGCUGUGGGCAUCAGGGAUGACUGUGGUGGCUCAGUGUGUGGAGGAGCCCAGCAUUUCUGCAUCACAGUCCCUGCUGGAGCGGCCCUGGGAGGAACAAGGGGGCUGCUGGGAACGUCCAAGGGGCUGCAGACCCCUCACAAGAGGUGCCUCUCUAACUGUCCAGUGGCCAUCACAAACCCCUCAUGGCCAGGGGCUAGAACCGCAGCCCUGCUGAGAGCUGGCCCUCCAGUCGCCUGUGUGUGCUGAUCCAAAGGGGUGCGGGAGCCCUGGGUUGGCCUGUCGGAACAAGGGGGAGCAGGGAGGGGUUGGGGGUUGACUCAUCGUCAAAGCACUGUCCUAUGCCUCUUCCUACAACAAUAGUUUUGCCGUUGUGUUUGCAGCCCAUGUGUGACAGCACGCAGCAUGUCUAUGGGAGCAGUAUGGUGUAUGCAUGAGACUUACGCAGCAGAGCUCUGGUCCUGGCUUUGGCUGUGUGAGAUUCAGCCCUUGCUGGGUGUAUUUAUGGAGGAUCUGGGGGUGGGAGUGCUGUAUGUACAUAUAUACUCUUACUGUGUGGAUGUGCAAACAUGAUAACCCCCAUGUGCUCU
Messenger RNA from Chrysemys picta bellii (western painted turtle), 3547 nucleotides. It is a transcript of the gene CAMKV, whose product is annotated as CaM kinase like vesicle associated. Gene Ontology annotation, biological process: peptidyl-serine phosphorylation. Gene Ontology annotation, molecular function: calmodulin binding; calcium/calmodulin-dependent protein kinase activity; ATP binding. Gene Ontology annotation, cellular component: intracellular anatomical structure. The record is from RefSeq and is a predicted model, not a curated record. NCBI's taxonomy places the organism in Eukaryota, Metazoa, Chordata, Testudines, Emydidae.